GAUUUGUUUGAAAACCAAAAGAAGCGUAAUAAUAUUAAAUUGUACGUACGCCGUGUCUUUAUCAUGGACAACUGCGAAGAUCUCAUUCCCGAAUAUUUGAAUUUCAUCAAAGGUGUUGUUGAUUCUGAGGAUUUGCCAUUGAACAUUUCUCGUGAAAUGUUGCAGCAAAAUAAAGUCCUAAAAGUUAUUCGUAAGAAUCUCGUUAAGAAAACCAUGGAACUAAUUGAGGAACUUGCUGAAGAUAAGGAGCUUUACAAAAAGUUUUAUAAUCAAUUCAAUAAAAACCUCAAAUUAGGUGUUCACGAAGAUAGUAGCAAUCGUGCCAAAAUAGCCGAUUUCUUACGCUUCCACACCUCGGCUUCUGGCGAUGAGUUCUGUUCACUAGCUGAUUAUGUGUCACGUAUGCAGGAUAUUCAAAAAUAUAUCUACUUCAUCACUGGUGAAUCCAAAGAACAAGUGGCUGAUUCGGCUUUCGUUGAACGAGUUAAAGCGCGUGGUUUUGAGGUAGUAUACAUGACCGACCCAAUUGAUGAGUAUAUAAUCCAGCAUUUGAAAGAAUAUAAGGGCAAGCAGUUGGUGUCUGUAACCAAAGAAGGCUUGGAAUUACCAGAGAAUGAAGCUGAAAAGAAGAAACGUGAAGAAGAUAAAGCUAGAUUGGAAAAUUUGUGCAAGCUUAUGAAAUCGAUACUUGACAGCAAGAUAGACAAAGUCACUGUGUCAAAUCGUUUAGUUGAAUCGCCAUGCUGUAUUGUCACCUCUCAAUACGGCUGGUCAGCCAAUAUGGAACGUAUUAUGAAAGCCCAGGCUUUGCGUGAUACCUCUACCAUGGGCUACAUGUCUGGCAAGAAGCAUUUAGAAAUCAAUCCUGAUCAUCCCAUUAUCGAGAUAUUACGACAAAAAGCUGAAAUCGAUAAAAAUGAUAAAGCUGUGAAAGAUUUGGUCAUUUUGUUGUUCGAAACUUCUCUACUGUCAUCUGGCUUCUCCCUGCAAAGCCCUCAAACCCAUGCCAGCCGCAUUUAUCGUAUGAUAAAGCUUGGCCUUGGCAUUGACGACGAUGAACCAAUAGCUACUGAAGAUGCUCAAAGUGUCGGUGAUUCUCCGCCGUUAAUGGAUGACACUGAGGACGCAUCCCAUAUGGAGGAAGUUGAUUAAAUUCUUUAUUCGAUGGAAAUAAAAUUCGAAAAAAACUACAAUUUCUUGCUUUUCCUUUUGCGCUUCUUUUACUAAAACCUGUUUACUACUAACAAUAUUUUUGAGAGUCUGUUGAUAG
Glossina fuscipes is the source of this 1270-nucleotide messenger RNA. Its product is annotated as heat shock protein 83-like. NCBI's taxonomy places the organism in Eukaryota, Metazoa, Arthropoda, Insecta, Diptera, Glossinidae. The record is from RefSeq and is a predicted model, not a curated record. Gene Ontology annotation, molecular function: ATP hydrolysis activity; disordered domain specific binding; ATP binding. Gene Ontology annotation, biological process: protein stabilization; protein folding; cellular response to heat. The transcript has a single exon. The coding region runs from base 64 to 1152 and encodes 362 amino acids. Gene Ontology annotation, cellular component: protein-containing complex; cytosol; perinuclear region of cytoplasm.